Molecule: messenger RNA, 1351 nt
Organism: Serpula lacrymans var. lacrymans S7.9
Lineage: Eukaryota; Fungi; Basidiomycota; Agaricomycetes; Boletales; Serpulaceae
Exons: 16
Coding region: 29-1153 (374 amino acids)
Source: RefSeq, a predicted model, not a curated record
GCUGCUAGACAGUCAGUGCUAAUUUACUAUGUCCUCUCCGCCUUUUCCCCUUGGCCCUAAUUAUGGCGCAAUGUUCAUGUCGACCUUGUUGUGCGUUGGCUUCUGGGGUGUCGCUUGCAUGCAAACCUUCAUAUACUUUGUCAGCUAUCAAAGCGAUAAACUAAUUUUCAAACUUCUGGUUCUAUUCGUCUGUCUCCUCGACACGACGCACCAAAUUAUGAUUAUACAAGGAGUGUACACGUACUUCGUUCCCCAGUUCGGAAAUUACUCUGAAUUCUCUACAAUUAUACCGACGUUGAUAUGGGCACCACUUAUUACUACGGUUGUUGCUAUCAUCACACAAAGUUUUUUCAUAUACAGAAUAUGGAAAUUUAAUGAGAAGCCACUAGUGGUGCCGUGUCUUUGGGUGAGCCUACUUUCUAAAGUGCUCUCAGAAGCGAAUAACUUGACGCUGUUGCCAUUGCAAGUUUCCAGUAGCCUUGUUCGAGUUAGCUACGUCCAUUGCUUAUGUUUCCGGAGCGUAUGUCAACGUAGCUCCGAAUUAUGUGACCGAGACUCAGAGUACUCUUAUUUAUACAGAAUAAAUGCAUCGUCUUCAGAAGCCUUAGAGGGUGGAUUCCUGAAGCCUAUCACUAUCGCAUAUUUCGCAGUUACUACUUCCGUGGACUUGACCAUCGCAGCCAGCCUAACCUACAUGUUCAUCUAUCAGACUAAACAGAUUCCUGGAGGAGACGGCCGCUCCAAGCGGAUGGUUCACCGGCUGGCGAUUUACUCGAUCAAUAGUGGUGCUUGGACCGCGAUAUUCUCAAUCCUUGAUAUGAUCUUGUUCGUUGUUUUCUCUUCAAACGCACUUUAUGUCGUGUUCGAUUUCCCCCUCUGCCCCCUAUAUUGCAACAUGUUACUGGCAAAUCUGAAUGUGCGAUCACAUUUGCGGGAAAUGGGUGAUACAAUGGACGGGAAAACAUCAAAUGAUGCGGCGUCAUUCAUAGUGCAUCGCUGUGCUAAUCUCAAGGAUAGCGAGCCCGAGACGCAGGAUGUGAUAUUCACCCAGAGAGUGAUACCUAUACCGAGAACUCCUGUGAUCAACCACCACUGGGAUGAUAGCCUACGCAGUCAUCCAUACUCCAAGGGAUCUAUCAGCAAUCAUGUAUAAAUGUUAAAUUCGAACAUGUACGAUAUCUUGCUUGAUAGUAGCAUGAUUUGGGUGGUUUUAUGGGCAUAAUGAAUAGGUAAAAUAGGUAGCAUCUGAUCAAUGUACAUUUAGUUACCAGACUUGUAGUACUUCAGUAGAUCAUUGUAGUUGUGGACUCAUAUCAUCAGUUCCUCUAUGUUUACAUUCGUUUCUGUGGUU